This is a messenger RNA of Hyposmocoma kahamanoa, 719 nucleotides long. RefSeq names its product calcium homeostasis endoplasmic reticulum protein-like. The coding region runs from base 39 to 719 and encodes 226 amino acids. The record is from RefSeq and is a predicted model, not a curated record. NCBI's taxonomy places the organism in Eukaryota, Metazoa, Arthropoda, Insecta, Lepidoptera, Cosmopterigidae. The transcript has 4 exons.
AAGGCUAUGGUUAUCCGUAUCCCUCUACUUUCCUACCCAUGCGGGAAUACCCCGACCAUGGCGAUGGAUUUGGGGAUUACCAUGGGCCUUUGAACGAAGACACUUCCAGAAGACCCAGCGGAUCAAAGCGCCAGCGGCCCCUUCGCAAAUCUCGGCACAAGCGUUCACACUCACGCGAAAGUGAAACGAAAACCCCGAGGGCAUCAAAAUCACGAUCUCGCACAAGAUCCCGCACCAGAUCCCGUUCGAGGUCCAGAACAAGGUCCAGGUCUAAAACUCGAUCGAAAACUCGCUCCAGGUCGCAUUCCAGGGCACCAACUCGCAGUUGCUCUGGAAGUCGCCGGCAGUUGAGUUCAAUAAAACCCGGAUUCCUUGAUGCAUUUCGUGUGAUGUAUUUGACACCGAGUAAACACAAAAAGAGCACGACGAAGUACCUAGCGACGCAGAAACGCCAAGAUCGCGUCCACGAGAUACUCAAAAGCGAUAGACUUGGCUCCAAACGCUGGUACUUCUACCCUCGCCAGACGAAGAGUGAACCUGGAAAAGGAACCGAAGUACCCGGUACGAGAGAUAACUGCGAUCAACGCAUAAAAAUAGAUGGCGAUUUCCUGCGUCAUUACAAACGCAGUAAGAAUUACGACGCAGACGCACCUAUAUCGAAACUCAAGCGUUGGGAAAUCCAACUCUACAAAAGAUUAGGUUUCAUUCAAGCUGUGUGA